This is a messenger RNA of Penicillium chermesinum, 1119 nucleotides long. Its product is annotated as rhomboid family protein. The transcript has 2 exons. Gene Ontology annotation, biological process: retrograde vesicle-mediated transport, Golgi to endoplasmic reticulum. The record is from RefSeq and is a predicted model, not a curated record. Gene Ontology annotation, cellular component: membrane; Golgi apparatus. Lineage: Eukaryota; Fungi; Ascomycota; Eurotiomycetes; Eurotiales; Aspergillaceae. The coding region runs from base 1 to 1119 and encodes 372 amino acids.
AUGCCGCUCCGUGUCAAUAUCCCUCCUGCAACCCGGAUUCUGCUCAUCAGCCUUCUUACUUUGUCUUUGCUGUACAACAUUGCCAGAUGGCGAGGUCUCGACUACAGCCGCGGCGCAGUACCACCGAUCAUUCCCUAUCUCACCCUUGUUCCCUCUAUGUUCUACAAGUACCCGUGGACCCUUGUGACCGCAACUAUCGUCGAGCAGAACAUCUUUACCGUUCUGCUGAAUGCCGCGACCGUCUUCUACGGCGGCAAAUACCUGGAGCGCGCGUGGGGUUCCCGCGAGUUCAGUCAGUUUAUUGGGGUGAUCAUUCUACUUCCUAAUGUCCUGAUUGUUCCCAUCUACCUCAUCUGGGGUGCGGCCUUGGGCCAAGAGUCUCGAAGCCUCACUCAGAUCUGUGGCGGUGUUGCUAUCCAAGCCUCUUUCCUGGUCGCGUUCAAGCAACUCGUACCCGAACACACGGUCACCAUAUUCAAGGGCCUCGUAAAAAUGCGCGUUAAGCAUUUCCCUGCGCUUUUCUUGCUCCUCAACACCAUGAGCGGAUUUCUACUGGGGACUGACACUGCAGCGUGGUUAGGUUGGCUGGGACUUUUGACCAGCUGGAGCUACCUCCGGUUCUACAAACAGCAACCUGAUCUCACCGGGCUAUCCACAAGUGGCCAAAGUAUUCGUGGCGAUGCAAGCGAGACUUUCGCAUUCGCAUGUUUAUUUCCCGACGUGAUGCAACCUCCGAUCGCAUUCGUGGCUGACCAGAUUUACCACUUGCUAGUGACGGUGAAGAUCCUUAAGCCCUUCUCGGAGGAUGAGAUUGCCUCGGGCAACCAACAGGUCCAAGCUAGAGGCGAAGCCGGUCUGCCCACGCUCUUGAGUUCCCGAGAUGGAGGUGGUCGUGGUGGAUUCUCCAAACGUGAAGAGGCCGAGCGCCGACGUGCGCUGGCUCUCAAGGCUUUAGAUAAGCGUCUGCAGGCCGCGUCAGGCAGUCGUGCCCAAGCAGGACCGUCGGGCCUUGGAGAGCCAUCGUCAAGUCCGAGCCCACGACCAACAACACCCACGCCCGCUGCGCCUGCAGAGCAGGCCAUGCUCGGAGGAACCGCAUACAACCCCGAAAACGCUUGA